Zonotrichia albicollis (white-throated sparrow) is the source of this 6503-nucleotide messenger RNA. It is a transcript of the gene CRB2, whose product is annotated as crumbs cell polarity complex component 2. The record is from RefSeq and is a predicted model, not a curated record. NCBI's taxonomy places the organism in Eukaryota, Metazoa, Chordata, Aves, Passeriformes, Passerellidae. Gene Ontology annotation, molecular function: calcium ion binding.
UGUGGCCACAGGAGGGGCUUGCUGGGCUCCGGCUCCUGGCUCUCCCCGGAGGGCUUUAGAGCGGCCACUCUUGCACUUGUCAUGGAAUUAAAGAAAACUACCUCCAGGCCGUACCAUGCUGCUCUCCUGCUGCCACUUUUCCUCUUGUUUUGGGGAGCUUCACGCUCAGAAAAUGACAGUGGCUGUUCCUCGUCCCCGUGUGAGAAUGGGGGGAGCUGUAAGGAUUUGGAGGUGGGUUACCAGUGCACAUGCCCUGUGGAGCCUGUAGCCUACACGGGCGUGAACUGUGAACUCCUGUACGAUGCCUGCACCGAAGGUGGCUGUCCUGCCCACAUGACCUGCAGCCGGACUCCAGGGCUGCUGGAAUAUGACUGCGUGUGCCCAGCUGGCCCUGCAGGUGCUGCCUGUGGCAGCGUGGACGAGUGCGAGAGCAGCCCUUGCCCAGACCCUCGGCUGGAGUGUGUGGAUAGCCCAGCCGGGUACUCCUGCAGGUGCCCCGCCGGAGGAGGCUGCCGGGCAGGAAGCUCCGUGUGCUCCAGCCAGCCCUGCCUCAACAACGGCACGUGUGUGGCGGCUCCGGGCGGCUUCCGCUGCCUCUGCCCGCCCGGCUUCGGCGGGGCCACCUGCGGGGACGACAUCGACGAGUGCGCCUCGGGGCCGUGCCGGAACGGGGCCAUCUGCAGGGACAGCGCGGGCGAAUACAGCUGCUUCUGUGUGCCCGGCUUCCAGGGCUCGCACUGCGAGAUCGACAUCGACGAGUGCGCGUCCCGGCCCUGCCGCAACCACGGCACCUGCCUCAACCACAUGGACCGCUACGAGUGCCGGUGCGCGCCCGGCUAUGCAGGUGUGAACUGUGAUACUGAAAUAGAUGAAUGUGCUUCAGACCCUUGCCAGAACGGGGCCCUGUGCAAUGAUCACGUUGGGUUCUACACCUGCACCUGUGCACCAGGUUAUGAGGGAGCCCAGUGUGAGGUGGACGUCAAUGAAUGUGAGAGCCAGCCAUGCCAGAGCAAUGGGACAUGCCAUGACCUCAUUGACAGCUACCAUUGUGACUGCAGUGACACCGGCUUCGAGGGGACCCACUGCGAGCUGGACAUCCUGGAGUGUGCCUCUGACCCCUGCCACAACAGUGCCACGUGCCUGGAGGGAAUCAAGGGCUACAGCUGUGCCUGCUGGCCAGGUUACACCGGGCAGCACUGCGAGGAGGAUGUGGAUGAGUGUGUGACAGGGCCCUGCCACAACGGCGGCCUGUGCCUGCAGCGCUCCGACCCCGCCCACUACGGGACACAGCCCCACUUCCCCAGCAGCUUCAGCUACAGCCAGGCAGCUGGCUUCCUGUGCCAGUGCCAGCCAGGCUUUACAGGGGACACCUGCUUCACCAACAUUGAUGAGUGUGAGUCCCAGCCCUGCCAGAACGGAGGGCUCUGCCAGGACCUGGUGAAUGGCUUCCUGUGCCAGUGCCCACCUGGUUAUGCAGGUGUGGAAUGUGCUGUUAACAUCAAUGAGUGUGAGGAGGGUCCCUGCAAGAAUGGAGCUGUGUGUGAGGAUGGCAUUGCUGACUAUUCCUGCCACUGUGCCCCUGGCCAGGAUGGCAUUACGUGGGGAGGGAAGAACUGCUCUGUGCAGCUCACUGGGUGCCAGAGCCACGACUGCCAGAACGAGGCCUUGUGCAUCCCAACGUACCGAGCCGAGAGCCACGGCCACCUGUGCCAGUGCCAGCCUGGAUUCUAUGAUGCCACGUGCUCCACACCAACAACGUUUUCCUUUGCUUCCAGAGGGUAUCUCCUCGUUGAGCUGCCCGAGGACAGUGAGAGCAGGAGGGGCACGGCAGGGGCCAGCGUGUCCCUCCGCUUCCGAACCACUCUGCCCAGCGCUGUCCUGUUUUACCGAGGCCGGGAAGCCGAGUACUUGUUCCUGGAGCUCCUGGAUGGCAUCCUGCACGCGGAGCUGAAGAGGGAGGGUGUUGGGUACCCGCUGCUCCUGAGGGGGCUCAGAGUGGACGAUGGCCAGUGGCACAGAGUGGAAGUUGUCGUGCACAGCACGGUGCAGCUGAAGCUCUGGCACGGCUCUUGUGAGGCCGGGCUCUGCCUGCAGAGCUCUCCUGUCCCAGCCAGCACUGCUGUGAGCCCACAAGCCUUCCUGACUCUGUAUAUUGGAGGUGCUGAGGAUCCAAUGGCCAACAACACGGGGAGCCAGCAAGGCUUUGUGGGCUGCCUGCAGGACCUGCAGGUGGACGCUGCAGUGGUGCCUGUCCCAGCCCUGCCUGCACGGAGGGCUCUGUGUGGACCUCUGGGCCACCUUCAGGUGUGACUGUGCCAGGCCCUAUGGAGGCCCAGCUUGCUCGUAUGAGCGCCCAGCAGCAACGUUUGGCCUAGAGAAUUCCACCAGCUUUGCCUCCUUCACCCUUUCUGACAGCCUUGGGGCAGACUUCAACCUCUCGUUUUUCCUGCGGAGCCGGAAGCCCGAUGGUUUGUUGGUGCAGGCCUGCAAUGGGACAGGGCCCUGCCUCACCCUGUACCUGAGGGACGGCCAGCUGAGCAUAGAGACGUCCCCUGCGGACACUGUGACCCUUCCAGGGAAUGUGGUGGAUGGGAGCAGACGUUUGAUAGCCCUGUCCUUCCAGGGAGGCUCUGUGGGUGCCCUGCAGUCAGACACGCUGCUGGAGCUGGGGCAGCUGCCAGCACAGGCCCUGGGAGCUGGCUCUGAGCUGUUCAUUGGGGGGCACCCCAACCCCGACAGUGCCGAGCUCUGGGGGGGCUACUUCAAGGGCUGCUUGCAGGACAUCCAACUCAACAGCCACCAGAUAGAGCUUUUCCAGGUGGAGAACAACAGUGUGCCACAGGAACUCAAUAGGACUCAAACUGGAAACCUUGUGAAUGGCUGCAUCUCUGAUGACACCUGCCAGUCUGAGCCAUGUCAGAAUGGUGGCAGAUGCAUUGUCACUUGGAAUGAUUUCCAUUGCAGCUGUCCUGCAAAUUUCACUGGGAAAUUUUGUGAAGAGAAAGUCUGGUGUGAAAGUGACCCAUGUCCUGAAGGCACCACCUGCACAGACGUUGUGGCAGGAUAUGUGUGUCUGGCUAAUGCAACAUUCAAUAGUUAUGCUGCCAUUGAAUUUACCACCAACACAUCAGUGACCAGAACUCUGAGCAGCCUCCACGUGGAAUUCAGAACCAGAGAUGAAGAUGCCGUUUUGCUUCGGGCUGUGGAAGAGGUGGAUUCCCUGCAGGUAGCCAUUAGGAAUUCCUCCCUGCUUGUUGACAUCAGGAGUGGGAACAGCGUCGAGGGCGUGAGCUUCGUGAGCCCGCAGGCGGUCACGGACGGGGCCUGGCACAGCGUGUCCGUGUCCAUGGAGGAGCCGGCCGCGCCCUCCUCGCGGUGGCUGCUCCGCUGGGACGGCUCGGUCAACGUGACCCUGCCGGGAAGCGCCGGCAGCCUCGACUUCCUCAAGAACAACGCCUCGGUCGUUGUGGCCGAGAAUUUCACCGGCUGCCUGGGCCGGGUGCAGAUCGGGGGGCUCUUCCUGCCCUUCCCGCCGCAGCAGCCGUACCCGCAGGCCGAGCAGUUCCUGCGGGCCGGCCCGGGCAGCGCCCGCCUGGGCUGCUCCGGGGCCGACGUGUGCGCCUCCGGCCCCUGCCUCAACGGCGGCACCUGCCAGGACCUGUUCGACGCCUUCGGCUGCGGCUGCAGCGCGGGCUGGGCGGGGCUGCGCUGCGAGGCCAACAUCGACGACUGCCAGCCCAGCCCCUGCGUGCACGGGGACUGCGUGGACGCCGUGGCAGAUUUCCAGUGCGAGUGCUUCCGCGGCUUCAUCGGGAAGAGGUGCGACAUCAACGUGGACGACUGCGUGCGGCACCAGUGCCUGAACGGGGCCACCUGCGUGGACGGCGUGUACGGGUACUCGUGCAGGUGCCCCCCGCAGUACUCCGGGCCUCGCUGCGAGUGGCCGUUCCCCCCUCAGCAGUGUGGCAAGAACUUCACCUGCUUGAACGGUGGCAGGUGCAUCACCGAGAGCUGGGGAGCCAACUGCUCCUGCAGGCCUGGCUUCACUGGAAGGAACUGUCAAAUCAACAUAAACGAGUGUGAGCCGAACCCGUGCCAGAACGGGGGCACGUGCCAGGACUCGGAGAACAGAUACGAGUGCGUGUGCAGCGCCAGCUUCACCGGCGAGCGCUGCGACAUCAACCAGCGAGUGUGGGCGCACCUCAGCCACUCGUCGGUGGUGGGAGCAGUCGGGGCUGCGGGGGCUGCCCUGCUCCUCGCAGUGGCUGCAGCCACGGCCAUUGCCAUGAAGAGGAGGAGAGCGACUCAGGGAACCUACAGCCCGAGCCGGCAGGAGAAGGACGGGGCCCGCGUGGAAAUGUGGAACGUGAUCAAGAUGCCCCCGACCGAGCGGCUGAUCUGAGCUGGGGUCACGCUGGGGGGGCAGCUCUGCACAGCCUCGGGCACUGCCCGCUGGCACUGCCCGCUGGUGCUGCCCCCUCAGGCUGCUGCCUGCAAUCAGCCCGCAGAGCAUUCCCAGCAAACUGCUCUGGCAGCCCUGGGGAGCAGAAACGCCCCUGCUGAGGGCCAGGAGGGAGCAGUGGCUGUGGCACAGCGGGGACACGGAACCAGGCCGAAGGUGGGGCUGUGGCACAGCCAGAGCCUGCCGGGCCCCUGCUCCUGCAGGCAGCAGGUCCAGUGACCGGGAAUGAAACCACUGCAUUCACAAACAACGUGAAUAGUAAGGUUUUUUCAACAAGACACAUACCUGUGACUCCUCUGCAAGGCUAAUCCAGGUGAGUGAGUGCUGGGAAUUCCUUCCUAGAGCUGCUGCUGCCCUUCCAGCUGGGCCAGGGCUGCCAUGGCAGUAAGUGCCACUGGGCUGAGCUGGACAUGGCUGCUGGAGCUUUCCCUGAGACCAGACCAAACCACAGGAAUAUCUGAAGUGCCUUUCUGAUCCUGCGGUGCCAGUUACAGCUUAACUGUUGGGAAAGGAAGACGUUUUCAUGUGGGAUCCAGCUCCACCACUCCCAAGCAGCUUUGACCAUGGAACUGACCCUUGUGAGAGCAUCAGGUGGUACCUGCUGGGGUGAGGAGGGGAGAAAGAAAGAGUUCUGGAGGUGACCUCUCUGGACUGACAGGUUUGGGCUUGCUGGUACUGGAGAGUGGAAUUUAGUCAGCCAAUCUUUUAACCCAAACAAGGGUUGGUGUAAGUGACACAGCUUCUGCUUCCCACUCACUAACAGGGGUUUGAUUUUGUGGCUUUGCUUCUCCUGUGUUACUGUUGUAGCUGUUGAAUGUGCUGUUUCUUCUUUAGCAUAAUGUGGCAGAGACUGUGGAAGGAAAUGCAGCACAGCAGGCCAGGUAAGGCUUAAAGUCAUUAGUGUUUCAGGACAAUCACAACAACUAUCAAUAAGGAAUAUUUUAGAACAGUGUCUGCUUUUUAAUGUCCAAAAUACCAUUAAAAAUCAGGGUGGGAACCUGCCUGCCUUAGCUCAUUGCCACAAGAAAACGCUGUUUAUUCUGGCCUGCUUUGGGAUUAUUUUUUCUACUGUAGCUGUAAAUAUUUCUGUAAUUCCAAGCAAAGAGAGGGGUCUGGAACUACUGCUCACAUGUGUCUGUGUAAGAACAGGUCUCUGCAACAGGCAGCUGCUGACAGAAAAAUGAAAGUUUUAGAAAACAGGAAAAAGCAGGAGUGGGAGACAGACAGUAUUUUGUCAGCAAGAUCACUUUCCCUCUAGCAGUGGAGAAGAGGCAAAGGUGAGAUCCCAGCUGUGUCUGGCAGUGCCAGGGGUGCCCUGGCUGCAGGUGGAGCUGUGGCUGCUUUCCUGUGUUCAUCAGCAGUGACUCUGCUGGACUGUUCUGUCCCUGCUUUGCUCAGGGCAUUCUCCAGCUGCUCUUUUGGGAGGCCCAGCUCGCUUUGGGAACAGAGGCAGUGGCACUGCCCGGCCCCCCCGUGGCACCGGGGCUUUGGGGCAGCUGAGGGGCUUUUCCUGUGCACAGGAGGCUGCAGGGCAGCAGAGCUGUGCCAGGCCAGUGGGGAGCAGGGGUGGGCACAGCCCUGGGGCCCUGUGCUGCCAGGCAAAGGCCUCGGGGGCUCUGUGCCACCUGUGCCCCCGCACCCCAGGGCAGGCGCUGCUUCUGCCUCGCUGCUGCCUCCCAUUGGUGUCUGCACAGAAAGGAGGCAGCAGGAGGAUGGAGCAGAGCCCCAGCAGCUGCUGCCACCCCUGCAGGAACAAACGGAGCCCUGGAGCCCGAGCACCCAGAGCCAAGGGGUUCAAAUACCCUGUCAGUGUCUUGAGCAUUUCUGCAAAAUAAUUUAUGGAAGGUGGUUUUGUUUUAUUCAAUAAUGAACUUAACUUUGUUUUGAUAUUUAAUUUUUGAAUAUAUUUUUUCACAAAACUGGACUUGCUGUAGUUAAUGAUUAUGAUCCUGAUUUCUUUUUUAAUUGUAAAUUUUAUAAUUUGUAAAUAAUUAGAAUGUCCUUCAGAAGAAAUUUACAGUAAAAUUUGGUUAAAACCAGA